CUUAAAGAGGAGUCUUUAACAUGUCAUAUUAAAAUUUGUGAUCAUAUUAAUGCUGCUAAAGUAAAUUUUACACAUCUAAAUUAUAAUGAAAUUACUUAUCAAAAUUCACCUUGUACUCUUAAUCUACCUUGUCUUCACUUAGAAGAAAAUAAUAGCUUAGAUUCUACUAAUGAGUUAAAUUAUACUACUUAUAAAAAUCCUAUUACUGGAUGUGAAAUGUUAGAAUCAUUAGCAUAUAUAAUCGAGAAAGAUACUAUUUCAGAAAAUAAUAGCUCACUAUUUUGGAAUAUUCUUCUUGAUGAAUCUAAUACAAUUACUAAUGAGAAAAAACUUGCAAUUGUAUCAAAGCAUUUUGCUAAUAAUAUUCUAGUAAUACACUAUAUUGGAAUGAUUUUAUUAAAUGAAACUACAGCAGAAGCAAUUUUAACAGAUUUAGAAUUAUUUUGUAUUGCCAAAGGACUUAAUUUAACUCAUUUAAUUCAUUUUGGUUCAGAUGGUGCAAGUAAUAUGACUAAUGACGUUAAAGAAGCAUUUAAUAGAGAAUCUACUAAUAUUGCACUAUAUUUAUAUGAUGCAAUGGAUCAAGAUUUUUUUAUUGUUACUUAUUUUUUAGCAGAUUUGUUUUAUAUUUUACGUAAAGUAAUUAAUAUAUUUCAAUCAAAUUAUGUUUCACUUGGUGAAAUCAAAGCUCAACUAUCUAUGGCUAUUGAAAGUAUUACAACAGAGUUUAUUGGUUCACUAGGUCAUCUACCACAACUUGGCAUGUAG
Molecule: messenger RNA, 768 nt
Organism: Scutellospora calospora
Lineage: Eukaryota; Fungi; Glomeromycota; Glomeromycetes; Diversisporales; Gigasporaceae
Source: the annotation of a GenBank genome assembly